GUGAUGACUUGUCUUGCAGCCAUUGGUCCACACUUCCUUUUUCGAGAAACUCGUAGAUAAGAAUCCGAUCAUGACUCGUCGAACAGUAACGCAGAAUCUUCACUAUGUUCUAGUGGCGGAGCUUCUCGAGCAUUUCCAUUUUGGCUUGGAAUUCAUGGAGGCCCUGGAAGGCAUCUCGAUCGAGUUUCUUGAUGGCAACGGUGACGCUGUUGGAGGGAGUGGCCUUGUAGACGAGUCUGAAGCGGCCGUCGCCAAUUAUGAGAUCUGACGAUUAGUUCUUGGUAGCGCCACCUAGCUCAGGCAUGGAGAUCUAGUGGAGACUGGAGAGACGAGUCAAACUGGUGUUUUCGUAGACUGAGACGAAGGUGAGAUCGAGGGCUGGGCGGUUAGAGACGAUCGAACGGUUCAGGUGGUAGUUGCUGGGUGGUUUCCUGCAUUUGCAAAGGAGGGAAAAAAAAACAAAGCAAAGAGUAAAGUUAAAGGGUGAGA
Molecule: messenger RNA, 489 nt
Organism: Rubroshorea leprosula
Lineage: Eukaryota; Viridiplantae; Streptophyta; Magnoliopsida; Malvales; Dipterocarpaceae
Source: the annotation of a GenBank genome assembly